Marmota flaviventris (yellow-bellied marmot) is the source of this 1767-nucleotide messenger RNA. RefSeq names its product peroxisomal biogenesis factor 11 beta (gene Pex11b). The record is from RefSeq and is a predicted model, not a curated record. Gene Ontology annotation, cellular component: peroxisomal membrane. NCBI's taxonomy places the organism in Eukaryota, Metazoa, Chordata, Mammalia, Rodentia, Sciuridae. Gene Ontology annotation, biological process: peroxisome fission.
AUAAGGGGUCCGCUGACCGAGAAGCACCACCACACGGAAGUGUAGGCCACGAGAUCAACGCUGGCGCCCUGAAAUUCCGUUCCAGGGCCGGCUCCAUUCGCUGUCUCGCUGAUGCUGUGUGUCCCUCGCGAGGCACCGUUGGAUCGCCUAGGAGGCGUGACUGGGUGCUGGGAUGAGGGCGGGAGAGGACGGUGGAGGCGGGGCUGCCGCUGUCAUGGACGCCUGGGUCCGCUUCAGUGCUCAGAGCCAGGCCCGGGAUCGGCUGUGUAGGGCCGCCCAGUAUGCUUGCUCGCUCCUCGGCCACGCACUGCAGAGACACGGGGCCAGCCCCGAGCUGCAGAAACAGAUCCGACAACUGGAGGGCCAUCUGAGCCUCGGAAGGAAGCUUCUGCGCUUGGGCAACUCAGCAGACGCCCUUGAAUCAGCCAAAAGAGCUGUGCACCUGUCAGACGUUGUCCUGAGAUUCUGCAUCACUGUUAGUCACCUCAAUCGCGCCUUGUACUUUGCCUGUGACAACGUCCUAUGGGCUGGAAAGUCUGGACUAGCUCCCCAUGUGGAUCAGGAAAAGUGGGCCCAGCGUUCAUUCAGGUACUAUCUGUUUUCUCUCAUCAUGAAUUUGAGCCGUGAUGCUUAUGAGAUUCGCUUAUUGAUGGAACAAGAGUCUUCAGCUGGUAGCCGGCGAAUGAAGGGUUCUGGAGGAGGAGGAGUCCCAGGAGGAAUUGAACCUGGGGGACCUGGGGGCCCAGGGACUCCAGGAGGAGGCCUGCCCCAACUGGCUCUGAAGCUUCGGCUCCGGGUCCUGCUCCUGGCUCGGGUCCUUCGUGGGCAUCCCCCUCUUCUGCUGGAUGUGGUCAGAAAUGCCUGCGAUCUCUUCAUUCCACUGGACAAACUAGGCCUCUGGCGUUGUGGCCCUGGGGUUGUGGGGCUUUGUGGUCUUGUGUCCUCCAUCCUGUCUAUUCUCACCCUAAUCUGCCCCUGGCUACGACUCAAGCCCUGAUGUUCUGGUAUAGGAUAAGGAGGGGAACUAAACUAGUGAGGUGGAAUUUUAGAUUGCAUCCCCCCCACCACCUGUACCAUCCUCAUUCCAAUUCUACUCCUUAAUUGAAAUUAAAAUCCAGAGAUUUGGGGGUGAAGGAAGGAACUUUGGGGAAGAUGAGGUGAGGACAGAUGACUUGCCAAUAGAAUGAUUCUAAUACACAGCUAUGCCUGAGGUUUUAUUCUUUUAUUUUUUUCAUUGUCUGUGUCUCUUUUGAUGUAAUUUAUCAAUCUUAAGUCAAUUUAAGAGUCUAUCUCUGUGUAUCUUUUUUACCUUCUCAGACCUCUGUCCAGAAAUUUAAAAUGGGAUUGCUUUUUGGUAGGGGAAGUUUAAGAUUUGGUUUGAAAGGUUCUAACUGCCUUUUUAUUCUCAGAGAGGUAGCUCAUAGCAGGUUUUCUCCUUUAAACUCAAAGUCAUAAUUUUUAUGUUCCAGUGUUUUCUCCUAUCUCUGUACCACAGGUUGAUAAUUUUUCUUCCUCCCUCGUAUCUACCUCACCAACCUCCAUUAUGAUUCUCUGUAUCCACACCUUCAGAUUUCUGCUUGCACUUGAUUUCAGAGUUAUGUUCCCCAGCUGCGUCUUACCCCAUCUUUGCCUAUCCAAAUGGAUGCUGUGUCUAGCAUCUUGUUGUAAAUACUGUACAGUGAUCUUUGUAAAUAGCCAUUGCCCAUGCCCACAGUGAAGAGCAAGCCUUCGAGGUCAGCAAAUUAAAGAUCAGUUUGCUCAUUGACA